UUCCUCAUUACCGUACGACAGUUACGUCAUUUUGUUUGGAUCGGUCUCAGGAAGAGAAAUCUGCAACAUCAGUCGGUCAAUGUUCGGUUCAGCACCCUGCGUACUGGAUACAAGACACGAAAUUAAUUACAUCUAGGAGGGCUGUGUCUGGUAAGCGUGGCAGGGGGAGUUGCUGACCUUCAUGCUGAGAGGUCACGGAGGAGAAGACCCAUGGAAGAUGGUCAGUGUGAGAGGGAGGGGCCAGUAGUGUCUGAGGGUGGGGUUGACCUCCACCGCAACCAAUCAGACCCCUCGGAACCAAAUCAGAACCAAAACCAGAACCGGACGCAGACUCAACUAGAGGAUGGUCAGAGGGUUGGACGAGACUUCAUCCAACAGAACUCUUUAAACAACAAUGUAGAGGAAGAGGAGGAGGAAGGUAGAACGGUGAAGGGAGAGGAAGACUGGAAUGAGGAUGAUGUGAUUGUGGAAGAAGAGGAGGAGGACAGCAGCGUGACUCACGGCCAAUCACCCGACACUCCUAUGACUGACUGUUCCUUCUCAGACACAGGCAGUCCGGUAGCGCUCCGGCCCACUGUGUCUCCAGAGACUACAGAUCCCAUCAGCUCCCAAGCAACAAGUCCAGACGAACCCUGCUACAGUGACCCUGCGGGCGAGACACACACCUCCACCACAGGACCCACUACCUCCAGUUCAGAACCUACCACCUCAAGCCCCACCUGCACCACAGGACCUACCACCUCCACCACUGGCCCCACCUGCACCACAGAACCUACCACCUCCACCACAAGUCCCACCUGCACCACAGAACCUACCACCUCCACCACAAGCCCCACCUGCACCACCGGGCCUACCACCUCCACCACAGGCCCCACCUGCACCACAGGACCCACAAUUUCCACCACAGGCCCCACCACCUCCACCACAGACCGCACCUGCACCACAGGACCUACCAUUUCCACCCCAGGCCCCACCACAGGCCCCACCUGCACCACAGGACCUACCACCUGCACCACAGGACCCACCACCUGCACCACAGGCCCCACCUGCACCACAGGACCCACCAUUUCUACCACAGGACCUACCACCGCCACUGCAGAGCCUAUCCCUAGCCCUGCCCUCCUGGCCACCUUAAAGGAGUUAGGGGAGCGGGGAGAUCACUCCCACCUGCCUCAGUACCUCCAUCAGGUAGCCGAGGCCUUUGUCCUCCAGGAAGAUUAUGAGCGAGCAGUGUGGUGUGUUCAGCUAGAGAGACUCUACCACCAGCGACUACUAAACAACCUGACAGCACUGCAGGAACAGUGGGAGAGGCGAUGCAGGGCAGACGGUCGGGGGGAGAGGAACAGUGAGACUGACCUGACUGCACAGCAGCUGGACAUACUCACACACAUCUGCACGACACACCAACGACCCAGUCCUGGAGAAGAGAAGACUGUGGACUCUGUGCUGGAGAGUCCUGUUCGUGGUGAGGACAGACUGCCUGCAUGCCGCUCAGUUCGGUUAUUUGAGUGUUUGUUGGGGAUGGAGGAGGACCAGAGAGGAACAGACUCCACCCUCUCCCAGAGCAUCAACCCAAUAAAAUCAGCCGGAGCCCUGAAGGACAGCCUCAGCUCCAAUGACUGUGCAGCUCUGGGUGUGGCACAGAACUGCAGAGACUCCCAGGGGAUUGGGAGGGCUGAAUUCACAGACUCUCGGAGCGAGGGAACGGGUCAGCAGACGGAGAGUGAGAUGGAACACACCACUCAGGAGGGUUGCACUACGCCGGACCGCCCUACGGAUGGGGAAAUGAGCCAACCCAAGCAUGAGGAGCAGCAGGGAGGAGAGGAAAAACAGGAGGAGGUGGAAGAGGCAGAGGAGGCCUUGGCAUUAGAGGAAGAGGAGAAAGAGGAGAAGAGAGAUGGUGUUGAUUGUUUAAAAGCUCCUCUAGAGGAGAUCUCAGCCUUAGCAGUGAAGGAGCAGCUCACACUGGAGGAGGCCCAGCUGCGCGAGGAGGCCCAGCUGCGCGAGGAGGCCCAGCUGCGCGAGGAGGCCCAGCUGCGCGAGGAGGCCCAGCUGCGCGAGGAGGCCCAGCUGCGCGAGGAGGCCCAGCUGCGCGAGGAGGCCCAGCUGCGCGAGGAGGCCCAGCUGCGCGAGGAGGCCCAGCUGCGCGAGGAGGCCCAGCUGCGCGAGGAGGCCCAGCUGCGCGAAGAGGAGUAUGAUAUGUUUGGAGUGGACAUGGUGGAGACUAUCAGAGACCGGGUGGCUUCUCUGGACGACCUGGCCAAACGCAUUACAGUGGAGGAGAUGACCCCUGUCCCUGGCCUUGUGUCCAUCCUGAAGAGGAGGAGUGUGUGUGUGGAGGAUGUGUGUGUUGCUCCCUUCUCGGCCCCACUCAAAUACAAACACCCUGCUAAACGCAGGGUCCGUUUCAAAGUACCUGACGACGGCUUUGACCACGACGAGGUGGGCGGAGACUCCUGCCUGCUCCUCUUCCUGCUUUGCCUGGUCACUGUGGUGAUCAGCCUGGGAGGCACCGCCCUCUACUGUGCCCUAGGCGACGCCCAGUCCACUGUCUGCACCGACUUCUCCCGUAACGCUGACUUCUACCUCGCACAGCUGCAUCGUGGGAUGGAUCAGCUCCAAAACUGGCUAACCCCCGCGUCUUAGCUGACCCCCAAGAGGAGAGGAGAAGAGAGGGGGAGGAGAAGAGAAAUAGGGGGAGGGGAGGAAGGAAAGGAGAGGGGGAGAAGAAGGGGACAGAGGAGGAAAACUCCCUCGUUUUGCAGAGUGGAUAUACUCGUCUCUCUUUAUGUCCUGCCCUGUUUUAAUCUCUCUCUCUCUCUCUCUCUCUCUCUCUCUCUCUCUCUCUCUGUCAGUCUUUCUGUCUUUACUGGCUGGCCAGUUAGUGUGUUUGUGUGGCGGGAGAGAGUGAUUGAACGAUGUGUGUGUCUGUGUGGUACUGGUAGGCUGCAUCCACACUAAAAGUUCCCUAAGACAUCUGCAGUGCUGCCUGGUAGAACUAGUAGGACUGACCUAGGACCUGUAGUAUACUGGACUACCCAUAGACGUCAAAUGUACACUACUGGACAUGGACUGACUCGAAGUCAGCCCAGAGGAAUGGAUAAUAUUCAUUACCACUGACCUUGAACCUGCUCACUACUACAUGGACCUGUCCUCUGGGUCCUUCAGGCAUGGACAGAACUGCUCAACUGCGCAGACAGGAAGUGCUUGUGUAGCCAUUUCAGAAACUGGCACAGCUCUUUGUUUACUGCCGACAUUUUUAAUCUCAUCUACACCUCAAAAAUAUGAACAAUUCUGCUGUGGUCAGAAACAUUAAAUAAUGUCUUUAAAAUAAUCUAAUAAUGAAUGUUUUGUUGUAAUGAAACAGAUUUGACUUUCCUUUACGUUCCUCACUAUUGAGUAUUUUUAUGUUGUAGGUAGGGUGUUUCUUUGGGCUGAGGAUAGAAGUUUCCCCGAAUCACAGAUCUAAGAUCAUAUCUUAACCGCAUCCUCAACCAGGAGGGGGAUGAAAUAUCUGACCCUGUAUCAGUGGAUAGGGGAAUCUGCUACCCCUUCUGUUUAUUGGGUUGUUUUGGGGUACAGAGAGUUCAGCCUGAUUGUAGCGUUGGCCCCUUGAUGACCCUUAGUGUGUGUCAGACAGAGAUAUAUGCAACACGGACAAGAAAGCAAUACAUGUCUGUAAUCAUGUGCGUUAAAGAAUGUUAUUUUAGUUCUUUCGUUCUUAAAAAAAAAAAAGUCAACCCUUUUUCUCCCCAAUUUCGUGGUAUCCAAUUGGUAGUUACAGUCUUGUUUCAUCGCUGCAACUCCCGUACGAAUUCGGGAGAGGCGAACACGAUCCAACCAAUGCCCGCUUAACCCGGAUGCCAGCUGCACCAAUGUGUCGAGGAAACACAGUGCACCUGCCGACUGUCAGCGUGCACUACACCCGGGCUGCCACGGGAGUCGCUAGUGCGCGAUGGGACAAGGACAUCCCGGCCGACUGUGUCAGCGUGCACUACACCCGGCCUGCCACGGGAGUCGCUAGUGCGCGAUGGGACAAGGACAUCCCUGCCGACUGUGUCAGCGUGCACUACACCCGGCCUGCCACGGGAGUCGCUAGUGCGCGAUGGGACAAGGACAUCCCUGCCGACUGUGUCAGCGUGCACUACAACCGGCCUGCCACGGGAGUCGCUAGUGCGCGAUGGAACAAGGACAUCCCUGCCGGCCAAACCCACCCCUAACCCGGACGACGCUGAGGCAAUUGUGCGCCGGCUGCGACAGAGCCUGGACUCGAACCCAGAAUCUCUAGAGGCACAGCUAGCACUGCAGUGCCUUAGACCACUGCACCACUCCGGAGGCCUGCUCAGGCAUGCCUAUAUAUUUAUCUCUAUUGUCAAAUAUUCAUGGGCAUCAUCGUGGGAUUGUCAUGAUCAGUCUUACUACAGUUCAUUACCUCCUGCGAUCAAUGGACUCAAUAGAUUUUUUUUUUUACAUUUUACAUUUUUUAUUUGUGCUUUUUUUCUUCUUUUUUGGACUUCUAGUCUAUUUAAUCAAUGUUUUUUUGUGACAGUUGGUGGAAAUGCACAAAGUCAGCGUGUCUUAGUUUCGUUAGGAAAAGUUCUGUAGACGUGGAUGAUUUGAUGGCGCAGGCUGGGAAGUGACUCUCAGGCUACAUCCCACAUGUCAAGUGCCUUCCUCUCCUUGUCUACUCUCCUUCCACUCCUCCCUCUUCUCACCUACUCUCCUUCCUCUCCUCGUCUACUCUCCUCCCUCUCCUCGUCUACUCCCUCUCCUCGUCUACUCUCCUCCCACUCCCCGUUGACCCUCCUCCCUCACCUCGUUUACUCUGAUCUGAAAACACAAGACCGGUGAAACCAACAGCAAAAUAUAAUAAUAUUCAGAUCUGUUGUAAAAUGCACAAUAAACUGUAGAUUCAUUAAUUAGCUUGGAAGAAUGCCAGGAGAUUGACUUUAGUCUCUUGUACUUUCAUAGGUGUGCAGAUGGAGUGGAGACGAGGACAGGAAGCCACUGUAGACUAUUGAGAUGCAGCCUUGUUUUAAUUUUAUUUUCACUCGUCCUCUGGCUGGUUCAGAUGACUAUCUUACUUUUGGAAUCCGAAGUAUUUAUAUAUCUGCACAAUGUAGGGGGAGAGAAAACAAACGAUCAAAUCUAAUCUUUAUGUGCAUGUCUUUUUCUGUUGUUUCUCUAGUUUUGGCUUGUUGUGGGUAUCGUAGAUUCAUUUUUUCAUGUUUGUCAUCGUGGUUUAGAUCUGUCUUUACAGUCUGGAGGGAUUACUGUGUGGUGGGUACUUUUAAACACCUGUUUCUCUCUGAUAAUAAUAAACCUUAUUGUGGGGACUGGUCUGA
Molecule: messenger RNA, 5345 nt
Organism: Oncorhynchus kisutch (coho salmon)
Lineage: Eukaryota; Metazoa; Chordata; Actinopteri; Salmoniformes; Salmonidae
Product: consortin
Exons: 12
Coding region: 211-2646 (811 amino acids)
Biological process (GO): positive regulation of Golgi to plasma membrane protein transport
Cellular component (GO): plasma membrane; trans-Golgi network; transport vesicle
Molecular function (GO): connexin binding
Source: RefSeq, a predicted model, not a curated record